AAAAUUGUCAUCACUGAAAAAAUAUAUAAGUUCUUGCAGGUGUUGAAUUUUGUUCAAAUUUCUUAUAAAAAGAAAUAAAAUUAACUUAAGCUUAUUUAUCCCAAGAAAUAAGUUAGAAAAAUGGCACAAAUGGAUAUGGAAUUGAAGAAGGCCUUCACCGAGAUGCAGAUUAACAAAUUGGAAACCACAAAAAAGAUCAAUAUGAUUGAUAUGAAAUGCGAUAUGGUUAAGACUGGCAAACAUAAAUAUCAACUAACGGAAAAGGGCACCAGUGAUUUAUCCGAUGAUACAAGGGUCUAUUUGUCCGUGGGGCGUAUGUUCCUGCUGACCGAUGUACAAAAUAUGCGUGAUGAACUGAAAGUCAAGAAGGAGAAAUGCGACAAUGCCAUCGAAUUACUUGAAAAGAAGAAGGAAUUUCUGCAAAAAUCACUAAAAGAUCAAGAAGAUGGCCUACGUGAAUUAGUCCAACAACGCAAAGCGACGGAUUCCAGCGCAAAAUAGAGUUCAUUUUAUCCACACACACACAUUUUUUGCUUUAUUUAUUUUCACAAAUUGUAUAAUUGUCUAAAUUAAAGUUGGCAUAACUAACGAA
Molecule: messenger RNA, 592 nt
Organism: Drosophila willistoni
Lineage: Eukaryota; Metazoa; Arthropoda; Insecta; Diptera; Drosophilidae
Gene: Pfdn1
Product: prefoldin subunit 1
Exons: 3
Coding region: 121-501 (126 amino acids)
Biological process (GO): protein folding
Cellular component (GO): cytoplasm; prefoldin complex
Molecular function (GO): protein folding chaperone
Source: RefSeq, a predicted model, not a curated record